Molecule: messenger RNA, 201 nt
Organism: Linum tenue
Lineage: Eukaryota; Viridiplantae; Streptophyta; Magnoliopsida; Malpighiales; Linaceae
Source: the annotation of a GenBank genome assembly
AUGAAAUUUGCUAUGAACCUGGAAAUUUGCUCUAUCACCCGGGCGGAGUUGAGGGGCGCUGUAGAAGGCCUUCCGUUAGCUUGGGAUGCUGGUUACAGACACGUUAGAUUGGAAUUAGACUCUGUUUGUGCUUUGCAGUUGCUUCGGAGCACCGAUUCUAAUAAGCAUCGCCAUGCAGCCAUCUUGGAUAGAGUUUUUUAG